Messenger RNA from Penicillium taxi, 5931 nucleotides. RefSeq lists its product as uncharacterized. The transcript has 5 exons. The record is from RefSeq and is a predicted model, not a curated record. Gene Ontology annotation, cellular component: nuclear pore; nuclear pore cytoplasmic filaments. Bases 1 to 5931 code for a protein of 1976 amino acids. Gene Ontology annotation, biological process: RNA export from nucleus; post-transcriptional tethering of RNA polymerase II gene DNA at nuclear periphery; protein import into nucleus. Lineage: Eukaryota; Fungi; Ascomycota; Eurotiomycetes; Eurotiales; Aspergillaceae. Gene Ontology annotation, molecular function: structural constituent of nuclear pore.
AUGUCUUUCGGCACCGGCGGCUUUGGGUCGGGAGGUGGGUUCGGUCAGAACAACCAGAGCACCUUCGGUUCCUCUGCCUUCGGAACCCCCAACGCUUCAGGCUUUGGAUCCAACAAUACUUUUGGAGCUGGAAACACUGGUGGCAGUCUGUUCGGUAGCGCCAACAAUUCCACGACAACCCCUAGCGGCUUCGGCAGCACUGGCGGAGGUUUCGGCGCAAACACACAAAAUAAUUCUGGCGGCUUUCUUGGCAGCCAGCCUCGAACUGGAGGAUUUGGCGGCACUGCCGCUCCAGCUACUGGAAGCCUUUUCGGUGGUGCCACGGCCUCUGCAGCCCCUACCUUCGGCACGGGCGCUGGUACAUUCGGAGCCAAUGCUACAGGCACAAACGCCUUUGGCGCCCCUGCCAACACCGGAGGUCUCUUCAGUGGCAAUAAGACAACAAGUGCCUUUGGCGGAUCUAACACCGGCACUGGUGGCUUCGGUGCAGGUGGAGGUUUUGGUGGAGCCGCUGCCACAACUACCCCGGCCUUUGGAGGGGCAGGUACUGCUCUCCAAGGUAGCUUGCCUCCUUGUGAAGGAACCGGUAGUACCCCAUUUGCCCCAUUCACUGAGAAGGACACCAAUUCUUCUGUUACCAACCACUACCAAAGCGUCAACUUUAUGCCAGCGCACAGCAAAUGGUCUUUUGAAGAACUGAGACUGGCAGAUUAUCAGCAAGGACGUCGUUACGGAAACGGAAGUGCUCAGCCGGGUGGUUUCGGCAAUUCAAAUUUCACCUCUGCGUUUGGCGGUGCCCCUGCAGCAACCGCAACUCCUACCUUUGGUGGCGGCGCAGCCAAUACAGGCUUCGGCGGUGCUACAAACACCGCUACUGGUUUUGGUGGAUCCGCAACUACUAAUAAUACUUUUGGAGCUAGCAACACCAAUCCCCUUUUCGGCGCUCCAAAGCCUACGACUGGAUUUGGGGCCACGCCAACCUCGCAGCCCUCAUCGCUCUUCAGCGGAGGUACCACUGCAACAACUGGAGCAACCGGUUUUGGAGGCACACCAGCAAUAGGUACUGGGUUUGGAGGCGCUUCUGCGGGCAACAGUCUGUUUGGAAAUAAUCAACAGCAAAACAAGCCCACUGGUUUUGGUGGAGCUAGUGCCGGUGGAUUUGGUGCAGGAGGAGGAUUCGGUACACCCGCGACAACGGCAGCUCCCUUCGGAGCCAAUACGUCGACCACUUCGACUUUCGGUGCCCCACAACAGCAGACAACAGGAAAUGCAUUUGGCGGUGGUGGCGGCUUCAACACCAAUACUCAAACUCAAAGCAAGCCAUUUGGUGCUAGCUUCGGAGCUCCUCAGCAGCCGUCGACUGGCUCGACCUUGUUUAGUGGUGGUACCACGGCUGGAACCACAGGAGGCACUGGUCUUUUCUCAGGUCAACAGCAGCAAGGCGCCACUAGCAACAUAUUUGGCGGUGGCCAGACCCAACCCGCCGCUACAGGCAGCUCGCUCUUUUCUCAAAACCAACAACAGCAAAAGCCUGGUGGUGUGUUUGGUGGUUCCCUUGGUGGAACUGGAACUGGGUUCGGUCAGCAAGCAGCUGCUACAGGCAACUCGCUCUUUUCCCAAAACCAGCAGCAGCAAAAGCCCGGUGGCGUGUUCGGCAGUUCCCUUGGUGGAACUGGCUCUGGGUUCGGUCAACAGGCAUCUGCUCCCGGUAACUCGCUCUUUAGCUCCCAAAACCAACAACAGCAACAGCCUAGUGGUAGCCUCUGGGGUGCCUCGCAGUCGCAGCAAUCUCAGCAGCCGGUUCCUGGAAGCAUGAGUGCUUCACUGCUUGAUGGCAACCCAUAUGGCAACCAAUCUAUCUUCUCGGGAUUACCAGCACCUAACGCCCCAUCUCCUGGCCCACUGGCCACUCCGCUUGCGUCUAGUAUGAAACAGAAGCAGCGAACUCCUCUGCCUGUAUACCAGAUGACUCCCAAUGCUGCUAACCGCCUCAUUACUCCCCCAAAACGCGGAUAUGGAUUCUCUUACUCCACUUCCAGUAGCUCUGCCAGUACCCCUACUGGUUUCAGUAGCAGUUUGUUGUCUUCUGGUCCUGGAAGUAACAGCCUUCGCGGUAGCCUUAGUGGCAGUCUCCGAGCUCCUGUGGGUGGCAGCUUUGGUAGAAGCUUUAGCAAGAGCUAUUCCACAAGCAAUCUGCGCAAGACGUUCGACCCCGAUUCUGAAAGCGUUUUAGCCCCUGGCGCCCUACAGAUUGGUAGUGGCCGCAGCACCAGUGGCCUCAAGCGGCUGACUAUCGACCGUAGCUUGAGAAAUGACCUCUUUACGCGGCCAACGAGCCUUUCGCCUGCAGCUCCUGCAGCGAUCACCAAUGGUGAUGAUUCCGCUGCUAAAAAACGGGUUAGCUUUGGCUCGACAUCUCCCAACAUGACGGGUGGCGUGUCGGGUGGUGAGCUUGUACGGGUUGAAUCAAGCAGCCCAGACCCAACCUCCGAGGACCUUGGCUUCCUCCGCUCUACUCAACGAAGCAGCAGCAGUUUGAACGGCGUAGAAACUACCCACCGUCCCGAGAUGGAGUCUGUGUUCCAUGAUCUUGCCGUCGUUCCUGAAAACGAAGAGCUUACGGAGCCUGUUCCUACCUCGACACAGUUGACCCUUGUACCUGCCGUCCCUGCCGUCCCUACCAGUGACCCCAGUCCUGGUGAGUAUUGGAUGAAGCCCUCGAUGGCUGAGCUUAACAAAAUGAGCCGCGAUCAGCUGAAGAAUGUCGAGGACUUCACUGUUGGUCGUCAGCACUGUGGACAGGUCACAUUCAACGGCACCAUCGAUCUCACUACUGUCGACCUCGACAACCUCUUUGGUGGUAUCGUGGACAUUGGUGUUCGGAAGAUUACAGUCUAUCCCGACGAAAAUGUCAAACCGCCCAUGGGUAAGGGAUUGAACGUUCCCUCUACUCUGCACAUUGAGAAUUCCUGGCCACGCAGCAGAGAUAAGAAGCGACCGUCUGCUAUCAAUGGUCCACUUUUGGACAAGCACAUUGACCGUCUGCAGAAGGUUACUGACACCGAGUUCAUUGACUACGACCUCGACACUGGAACAUGGGUUUUCAAGGUCCCUCACUUCACCACGUAUGGGCUUGACUAUGACGAUGAAGAAGGUGAGAACCUCGACCCAGCCACUCUCAGUGCUGGCCCUGACAACUCCACCCCUAAGGCUCAGCCUCAGCGCGAUCACCCUAUGAGCUUUGAGCAAUCUGCAACUUUUUCCAUUGAUGAAUCGUUCGUCGGUUCCAUGAUCGGUGUCGAGGAUGACACUUUUGAUUUCAAGAAGCGAAAGCUCGUUCCUGGCUCGUUUGGUAACCAGGCCAUGGAGGUUGGCGAUCACGACAUGAGCGAUGAGGAUGACGAGUCUUUUUUAGCUGAAAGCUCCACGGGUUCAACUACCGAGAAUGACUACGAUGUCACAGAGAGCCAGCAAUCUGGCACCUCCGUAGUUGGAUCUGAUGAAGACGAGGAUAUGGACAUGGCGGGCUCCUUUCCAAACCUUCAUCCCCCCGUGGAGCGAGAUGACUCUCGGAUCACCGAGCGUCGUGACAUGGAUGAGGACCUUACCCAGUCUCAUUUCCGCCCAUUCGGCACACCCCCAAAACCUCGUCUGAACCUUAGCGGCGACUGGGCCGACCAGCUUCAGCGAACUAUCAGUCCCCGGAAGCAAAACCGCGACGCACUGCGUGAAAUCCAAGCCAAUGCCUUUACCGAUCGACCUCUCUUCGCCGAUGCCAAAGCUGGGAAUACGACCUCCCCAAAGAAAGGAUUCACCAACAGCAUCGACUUGAUGAAUUCCUUGUUUCAGUCGCCACGCAAGCAGAAUGCGCCUUCGAUGAAGGCCCCUAAAGCGCAGCCUAAAGGCUUUGAGUGGCCUUACAACAAGCAACCCAAGACCUUCGCUGGUGACAACCAUAAAAUGACUGCAGCCGACGCGCAUUUCGUCGAAUUUCACGAAUCUUUCAAGCCGCGAUGGGGUCCAAUGGACAGCAUUGUCUUAGUUAACACUGACAUGAAAGGAGGGCCCCUCGUAGGUGCUAAUAAACGCUGGUCACAGCGUCACACUAUCUUCAGUGAAGGAGGAGACCUCAGUGUUCUUGGCUACAACCAGUUCCCCGAGUCUAAGGAGAUUCUUGACGUACAGAAGCAACAGUCGAAAAUUCGUCACGUCGAUGGCAUUCCUCUUGUCCGCUUGGACAAGAUUAAUCUGCGCCAGUUCGCAUCUGCACCCGCCAAGGACGAGGAGCACUUGGUUUGGCAGCUGGCCAAUGUUCUGUUUAACGAUGAUAUCGAGGACGACAUCUCUGCGGGUGUGCCACCGCAGCUGCGGCACAAGUUCGCGCAUCGCAUUAAGAAGGAUCGGUUGACCCGUCUGUGGAGUGGCAUCAUUCGCGAACAACACGACCAUCAUCUGGAGCACAUUUCCUCGCCAGAGGAGCGCGCGAUUCACCUUCUCUGCGCUAACCGUGUGGAGGAUGCGUGCAAAGUGUUGAUGGAUAACAGGAACUUGCACUUGGCCUCUCUGGUUGCCCACAUUGGCCGGGAUGCCACCUCGCAGGCUGAUGUGGCUAACCAAAUCGAAGUCUGGCGCCAGAACAAUAUAUUGUCCGAGAUGACUGACCCUGUCCGUGCCCUCUAUGAGCUGGUUGCAGGCAACAGCCUUCGCAGUGAAGGAAAGUCAACCGGCGCUAUCGAAGACCGAGUUUCUACUUUCGUCUUCUCUGAACAGUUCCACCUGGACUGGCUGCAGGCUUUCGGUCUGCGUCUUUGGUACAGCGUCACCGAGGAUGAGCCAAUUGAGGCUGCUGUCGCUAAAUUCCUCGAUGAUCUCGCCACUGGUAUUGAACCGGCAUUCCCCCACCCCCUCAGUGCUGGUUCUCGUCCAUCGCCACAACCUGAUUCAGAUACUCUUGGUCGUGAGUCCCCGCUCUGGGUCCUCCUUAAGGCCUACUCGGCAGCCAAUGGAAGCACCAAGGUGCCGACUGUUGAGCUCCCCGCAGCCCUUCUGCCAGAAUCGUUGUCAGGUGAUAUCCUGACCAACCGGCUCUCUUUCCAACUUCACCACGUUCUGUCCACCGUCCUGGGACAGAUCGAUGCUAUUAAAAUUAAUCAACUCCAAACCGAUCGCCUUGUGCGCGACUAUGCUUCUGAGAUUACAGCAUCCGGAGACCUCGACUCGGCUUUAUUUAUCCUCCUGCACCUCUCGCAGCCCGAGGACCGACAGCGUGCUGUGCAAGAAACUCUUGCUCGCUUCGCUGCUCACCUCCCAGGACCUAAUGCUGGCGAUAGCUCGGAACCCGACCCAACUUGGGUCUAUCUAACUCAUGAGCUGCAACUCCCAGAGGCAUGGCUCUGGGUUGCCAAGGCUCUGUUCGCUCGCUACAGCGGCGAUGCCACCCGUGAGGUCGAUUUCCUCAUCCACGGCAAGCACUGGAACGACGCCCACGCCACCUUCUGCCGCGUCGUGGGGCCUACCGCCGUCAUCUCCCGUGAUUAUCAGACCCUCGAAAGUCUGAUCACUGGUUUCGGCGAUAAUCCUGAGCGCAAAAUCCGCGGCUGGUCAUCCGGCGGCGGCAUCUACGAAGACUUCUUGCGCCUGGCAACCGCGCCCCGCGGCCGACGCGACGUAUCUCGCAUAGGCCGUCUCGUGUACGCCCUUGUGUCGGUGAAAGAUCGCGUAAAGGGCGUCUCAGGUCUAGAUGGCCUUGAAGAACGCGUAGCUUUCAAAGAGAUGAGCCGAGCCGUAGCAGGCUGGAUCACGCAAGAGGGAGUUCAAGAUAUCGAUUCCGCCGCAGUUCUCAACCUGCCUUUGACAGUUAGCUCCCGUAUCGCGCAGACAGUAGAGUUGAGCCGUCGUUACUAUGGAACUAUCAUGGCUGGAGGAGUUUAG